Messenger RNA from Xyrichtys novacula (pearly razorfish), 15277 nucleotides. NCBI's taxonomy places the organism in Eukaryota, Metazoa, Chordata, Actinopteri, Labriformes, Labridae. The record is from the annotation of a GenBank genome assembly.
CAUAUUGUCUGUUUUUAUAAGAAUAAAAAAGAGGAAAUGUCCACCUCCACCUCCUCCUCCUCCACCUCCUCCUUUCUUCCUUUUACUCUUUCCUUCUCUCGUUGUCUUCCUAUCUCCUCUUCUCCUCUCUGUCCUCGUCCUCCUCCUGCCUUCAGGUCAGAUAUAGUCGGUCCAUCAGCAGCUGGGAGACCAGAUCAGGAGCCCCUCUCGUUCAGGUAGGACCACCUGUUUUUCCGAUUGUGUGUGUCUGAAACAGCUGCAUGUCCAUCCAUUUAUUUUAUUUUAUUUUAUUUUGACUCAUUUGUUUAAUUUUGUUUUGAUAUAAAUUCUGCUGAAUUUUAAAGUCAGUGCUUAAACUGAUUUUUUUAUCAGAGUUUGGACAAACUUUAUACGCAUAGGUUAUUUUUCUUUUCUUUGUGAUUUAUUUAGAUAAGAUAUUUUAUCAUAAGUUAAUGCAGCUUUUGAAAUGAUUUUAAGAUCUAAGGAAUUAGUUAUUCUUAUAUUUCACCAUAGGUUUCAUUUUAAAACAAUAAAGAACAUUUUUAUUUUUGAAUUUUAUUAUAUUUAAAUCCAAUAAAAUAAGAUUAAAUUCAUUUUGUAAUUUUUGUUGUAAUGUUAAAUAUUAAACCAGUAAUGUUAAAUCAGAGCUAUGAAUACCUGUGUAAAUGUAUAUAGGACUAGAGAUUCAUAUUGAGUUUAAAUAACUACCAAAAAAUAUUUUAUUUUCAUUUUUUUAGAGUUAUAUAUAAAUACAUUUCCUCUCAAUUUAAGACUAUAUGUGUCUAUGAACACUUUAUUAGUGUAUUUUCUUUUUUUAUUUCAAUAAACCUUUAAUUUUACUUUUUACCUUUCUUAAUUCAUUGAUUUUUAUUUUCUGUUUUCUUCUUUAUUUCUUGAUGACAGGAUUGUUAAAAAACGCAAACAUCUAUCUCUCUAAAUAUGGCAGUAUUUCUUUCUUUCUUUCAUUUUAUUGCUGUUUCCAUUUUAAAUAUCCUAAUUCUGCUUUUACUGUCAGUGAGAUUUCAGUGAGUCUGCAGCUCCUUUUACACUCCUGGAUUUGAAUUUUAUCCCUUCACUUUGUGUAUUGAUCGCUGAUUAUCUCUUCUUGUUCAAAAAGCAGCUGCUCCUGUUUAUUCCUGUUUACCUCUCCAGUUUUAGUUUCAGUUAUUUUUGUAAUCUCUUAGAUUUUAUGUUUGAAUGUUUUUGAAGCGUUUAAAAAACUGUCUGUUUUCUGCAGGUUUGUUUCUGCUGCGUCAAACUAAAGAUUCAAAAUUACAUUUCAGGUCAUUUUCCAUCAAACAGGAGAUAGAAAGAGAGGGAUAGAGAGACAGAGAGAGAGAGAGGGGGGAGGGGACAGAGACAGAAAGGUGGGGGCAGAGAGAGAAAGAGAGAGAGAGAAAUGGAGGCGAGAGGGUGAAGUAAACGAGAUGGACAGAGAUAAGGGAAGAAAGGGAGUGUGUGUGUGUGUGUGUGUUUGUGUGUGUGUGUGUGUGUGUGUGUGUGUGUGUGUGUGUGUGUGUGUUUGUGUGUGUGUGAUGUAACCAUGUUAGUGAGGGGAAGGAGCCUCUAAAACAAUCAGCAAUCAGAGCAAACAGAACGUCAGCGCUCAGGUUCACUGUAAAAAUGUCAAAAUCAAAAUAACUGAUGACACUGAAAAUGUUUAAUUCAGAAUUUUUUCUAGAGUUUUUUGUCUCUAAACCGGCUCCUUCUGAUUUUUGUUGUCUUUAACACAAAUAAACCUGAUAUUUUAAAAUAAUUAAAACACACUUUGUGAUUAAAAUAAAAAUUACUGUCAGAUAUUUAAAAACUGGACUGUGAGUUUGCUGCUCACAGUCCAGUUUUUAAAUAUUUGUAAUUGUAUUUGUACAAUAAUUUUGCCCUCUGUACAAUGUAUGAUCAAUAACCCCCCCCCAAAAAGGGUAAAUCUUCGUGUGAGGACAAGUUGAUUUUUGUGUAUAAAAUUAAUUUCACUUAGUGAAGUCAGAUUACUCUUUUCUUCCUUCCCAGUUAUCAUGAAUAGUGUUUCAAAAAGUAGGUGGCCUUAAGGUUUCAUGAUUUGGCUCCUUAGUUCCCACCUGUCAUUUGUUUAGAGGGGAUGCAUUUGAGUUAAACAGAUGAGUUAGAGCUGCUGAUCAUACCUUGCUGAUGUGAGGCGGGGUGGUGAAUGACCACAAAACUGUAGCCACAAAAUCUUGAGUGCCUGUAGAAUGCUAAACAGAGUGACUAUAUGUGACUAUCAUGGAACAGUAAGAUUGUUAUUUUGAUUAUGACGGGGGUACGAUAAUCCCCCCCCCCAAAAAAAAAAAAACUAAAAAAAAAAAAGAUAAUUUUGAGUCUGGUAUGAUAACUCUAUGUUUACCAUCUGGCAACACUGCUGCUGGGACAAAUGCUGAUGGAUUUUCCAGAUCUGACCGACUGAUUCACCAACAACUGGAGUCCAGACUCUGAAAACCUCUUAGGCCUGUCUCGGUCAAAUGAAACUUCAGAGUCAACAAACCUGAAGAUAAAGAUCGUUUUGUUUUUGUUAACUCAGAACAAGACUUUUUUAUCCACAGAGGAUAUGGUUAUGGAGGCCGCCAUCUUACCCUGUCAUGUUUCUACUGUAGCACAAAGUAAAUAUAUUGGGGACUUAUGUGGGUCUGUAGUUAGUUCAUUUUUGUCCAAACCACACUUUUUGAAUGAUGAUGAAGAAGAAAAGAAAGUUGUUUUAAGGCAUGAAAGAGUCAGUACUGAUACUUUUAUUGAUGGUAAGAUCCCAACAAAUCGAGGAUCAAACUCAUCAUCAUUACAAGAGCUUCUUGUCCUCAGCAGGCCACUGUCCCUGCAUCAAUGGGAGGGGUGAACAAGGGAGCGUCUAUUACCGAUUGUUGAUCUAAAACUCAUGAUUUGGGCUCUCAACAUCUCUUGAAUCAUGUGUUUUAGACUGUUCAAUCAUCUAAACCCUCAGAAUUCCUAUUUUUGACGUCUGUCUGCCCCCGUCCACAGCUUUGUUUGUCCUCCUUUCUUCACUCAGCUUUCAUUCCUGAUUGGAUAUACCCAUGCAUCAUGUGACAAUCCAUACACUGGAUUCCCCAGAGUUGAAUUUUAAAGAUUUUAGGGACUUUGUUCUUUACAGUACAUCAUAUCAUUGGAAGAUUCAGAGAAUUUGCAGAAAGGCCAAAAAACCUAAACCCCAUGGCUGCGACUCUGUAGUGGAAACCACUGCAUGGGUUCAAAGAUGCUUCUGGAAACCUUUGUCUGUAACCACAUCCUCCAAACAGCCUCCAGAUCUGACAGCAGGGCCCGUGUUGCAGCAGACUAAUAUGUUCGAUAAUAACAGAGGGUCCUUUAGUGUUAUUAAAGAUCAGCUGUGAUAUGAAGGAGCUCUCAGCUGCGACUCACUCCUAGUCAUCACAACACAGACACUUUAUGAAGCCAAACAAAGGGGGACAGGGGAUGAUUCAGACCUGCUCACGUCAGCAGUCAUUCACAUUCACUCAUUAAUGCCGUGAUAACUGCUGAUGUAUUCAUGCGUCUCACGACUCAUUUAACACAGGAUAAAUUGUUGUUGAGUUAACUGUAAGAAACUCUGAUAUAGCUCAGCAGAUGUCAGCUUUUAUUACAAGAUGUAUUUGGCUUGGUUUUGGUUCAGGGCUCUUCUGGAUAACUCGCUGUGUUUGUUUUGGUGUUUUUUCACCUCUGCACCCUUCGCCCUUAGACAACAACAGUUAGGCAGUCAUCAGUUUGGCAACAGUAGUAAAUCCUUGCUUGAAAAACAACCAGGACACAGCUAAGAAUACCACUUUAUGAGAUCUUUUCAUUUAAGUGCUAGUUUUGACCAGAAUCAGAACUGUUUAUAGUUGCUAAUCCUGACAUAAAGGAUGGGACAUAACUCAAAUGAAGCCUAAACGUCUCCAUAGAAUCAAAAACAGAAACUGUGAGAUCUGUGCUCUGUGUGUAGAUAUGGCGUGGCUCCAUCAGAGUCGAGGUUCUCCCAGACUUGUCCUGGUGGUGGUUUGUGUCGCACUGCUGCUCGACAACAUGCUGUUCACUGUGGUCGGUGAGUAGAUUCACACAAACACUAACAAAAUCACUUAGAGUGGAUAAUAUCUCGUAAUAAAAAAAUCAUGGACCAGAACCAGACAGAUUUCCUUACAUUUUUAGAUUUAGGUUAGUUAUUUUUAUCUGGACCACAGAGGAACCAGACCAGAAGCUUGUCCAACCAACUCUACAACCAGAUUACACAAGUUCACCUUCAAUAUGACAGCACAACCAAUUUUUGGACUGUAAAGGGAUUCAUUGGGAAUGACACAAACACGUAUGUGAGAAAUUUGCUUUGCUCCAACAGAGAGGGUCACUGGACCCAAGUUCAUUAAACAAUUUAAACCCGACACAUCAAAUCUAUAAAAUCUGUAAAUAACCUCAAAUGUAUAAAGGUUGUACCCCCCUGCUCAAGUUGUCUGUGAUUCAUUGCAUUGUGCAAAUGCAACAUUUCAGCCUGUCUUUCCAGAAUGAGCUGCCUUCUAUGUUUAAAUACAUGAAUAAAGAAGCUGUAUGAAAAGUUUUAUGUUAAAAACAUGAUUUGAAAAAGUGAAAAAGGAAGAUUAUUUCAUUAUUUGUAUUUUUUGAGGUGUUCUGAUGCCAUUUAUGGGCCAUUGUCAGGGAUCUUCUCAGUCAGUCAUACUGCUGUUAGUCAGUGAAGAAGUUUGCAGGAUUCAUGAUUAAAAUUUAUGUUUCUCCUGAUUAUUUUUCAGUUUGUCUGCAUCUGUGUUCUUACAAAUGAAGAAACUUCAGGACAGAUUAAGAAAAGUGGAGCCUUGUAGGUUUCUUGGAGGACUUUUGAAUGUUGACUGGCUGUCUCACUGCACAAACGUGAAUAUGCAGAAAGAGCAGCACACGGGGUAAAGUCACUGACUUUAGGCAAACAAAUGGGUGACACAAAAACGACCACGUUCAUGAUAACCAAAGUAAUGGUUUUGAUAAUUGUUGGGUCAAAUCAAUGUCUGAGUUUCAAAUUUAUAUGAAAAGAUAACCAAUGACUAAGAGAUUAAUGGACCUGCUCGGCUCUGAAAACUCCAAAUGAACAACUCCAAACUCAAUUUACAGGAAACAGCUUGUGAAGACAUUAAUAACUUUUCUGAUCUUUAGACAGACUGUUUUUACACCUCAGAUGACAAGGAUAUCAACCAAAGUGUUCUUGGUGUUUCAUAGUAGCAGGGUUAAGUGAAAACUCUGGAUGAUUUCUGAAAAAACUAUUAAUCAUCAGGUGAAAACUUUUUACAUUAAAGAGACGGAAAAAAAAAAAUCUAAAACCCUUUUGGCUCAAAACCUGCAUGUUUUCUGUCGAGGAUGAGUUCAAGGGUUCAAAGAGCGGCAACAAAAAGUUCUAGUAUCUGAAAAAGCCAUGUUAUAUCUGACAUAAUGAUGCAUUCAUGUGAUGUCAGACAGGAGCAAAGCAAGUAUCCAUAUUGGAAACAGCACAAGUCGAGACAACAACCUGGAAACGUGACUUUUAAACUUGACGUCGUAUUUAUUAGUAGCAUGGAACUUUUUAUAAACUUGUGUACUGCAUAUCAACUUUUCACUCUAACCUCAUUUCUAUUUUUUUUUUUUUUUUAUCCAGAGUGACCUGGACCGGUUAAAAUUGUUAUUAACAUUAGUACAAUAUUUAAGAAAGUCAGGUCUAUAUUAAAGUAAUAUUUUAAUAUUUAUUUGAUAUUAUUGACGUUUGGUUAUGUUGGGGUGCUAUUGGCCUUGUAGUCUAUAUGCAGGUGGUUUGGGUUCAAUUCUCAUUAUCACCCCUAGGUCCCUCUACAGGUUUCCCGCUUUAUCCACUGUCCUAGCCUGCCAGAAUAAUAAAACCAAAAGUCCUUAACUGUCAUUGGCUCUUACCUAAUCAAAGGCGGGACUUAAUUUCAGAAUUACUCUUUUUUUAUUUGGUGCAACAGCUUAUAACUUUUGUGGCAUUUUAUUGUUGCAUGUUUCCUGUUAUGUUGCAUCAGUGUUGGUAGUUAUACUCAACUAAUACUAACUAAUUACGGAUUAAUUAAAUUACUAAUUUAACCAAUACUAUGAUUAAAUUAAAUAAAAAUCUUGGUUGAGUGCUUGUCAAAUGCGUGCAUGUAUAUAAAAACCUUACGCACCCACCACCCCACCCCCAUGCAAACGUCAGUGUCCCCCCAGUCCAGAAGUCUGGACCUGGCCCUGUAAAUGAGGCUGUGUGGUUUCCUCUGAUGUGCUUCAGACACAGAUCGCCCUCAGAUAUUCUUCCAUGAUGAAGUCUCGGCUGCAGGAAACAGAUCAGUGACGCAUCUAAAAACCUGCAGGUCACAUCUGUCAUCAGCAAUUAGAGCCAGGGCUGGAUGUAAAGGUCAGAGGUCACACACACACGCACAUGUGUGACCUCCUGGCCUUGAACUUUAAAGUCUGUGGUCUGGGUUCAACACUGUCUCUUUGAGUUUCCUCUCAGGUCCCAUCUUUUCCCUCCUCUCUGCUCUUUUCUUAUCUCUGAAGCUUUUUUACGGUUUUACAAGCUGAUUUACAAAAACAGAUGAAUUAAUGAUCAAACGUCAAAGUUUAGCUCAUUGAACAGAAGUUAUGAACUUUGUGAGUUAUUGAAGAAUCAUUUAGAUGUUCUCCUCCAGUGCCAAUCAUCCCGACCUUUCUCUACGCCAUGGAGCAUCCCAGUCCAGAGCCCCAGACCCUUCAGCCGUCCCUGCUCCCUCUACAGAGCCUCAGUGAUCCCCAGCUGCCCUCUCAACCCCCCCAGCCCAGCCACAGUGCACUGGUCCUGGGUAAAUCCUCAGAGGAGAUCCCCCGGUCAACUCCCCCCACCUUCCCCCAUCUGGUGUCGCUGUUUGACAACACGACCUUUAGUCUUCAGGAGAUCCAGACUGAACCUACCCUGGACACCGGGCUGACAGACCAGAGCAGCCUGAUGACCACAGAGCUGCAGAUCAACCAGACCGCUAACACUACAGUAGGUGGAUGUUGACCUGACUGUGAUGGACCAGUGUUUACAGGUGAGGACUUAUCUCCUCUCCUCUCCUCUCCUGCAGGAGUCCUCCUGUCUUCAGGACAGUGUGUUUCUGGAGGAGGAAAAUGUACGUGUUGGUUUGUUGUUCGCCUCUAAAGCUCUCACCCAGCUGCUGGUCAAUCCCUUCGUCGGCCCGCUUACCAACAGGUAUUUCAGCCAUUAAUUUUGCAGAGAAAUAAAGUAGCUUCAUUCUUGUUGUCAGCAUUUUGGAUAAUUUUAUCCUGGUAUUUUUAGUAUCUGUCAGCUUUAGCUCUCAAGUUACACUAGUCAUUUUUGUUGGGUCCAGCUCCUUCAGGAUUGUGUGAGGUAAAAUUACUCUUUUACUCUUAAUUACAAAAAGGCCUUUCUUUGUAAAUAACGUUGAAUAAAGUAAUCAAAGCCUUUUCUCUGUAAAAACAAGGCCUCUUAGUAGAAGACGUCACAAACAUGAAAAAUAAAGUGUUGAGUUAAUUUACUGUUUUUUUUCUGCAGGGUUGGAUAUCACAUCCCCAUGUUUGCUGGUUUCAUCAUCAUGUUUGCAUCAACCAUCAGUAAGUCACACACAAGCAAAUACACACGGAUGAUAGUGUGUUUUCAGGCUGAAAAGUCUAAUUUUGUGUCUGUUCCAGUGUUUGCAUUCUCAGGGACCUACGCUCUGCUCUUCUUCGCUCGCUCUCUGCAGGGAAUUGGCUCGUCCUUCUCCUCUGUGGCAGGUCAGUGUUCUCAUGUCCCAAAUGUGCUAUACCAAAGCAAAGUAGAUAUGUCCUCAUAUCCUUUUCUCUACGUGUGUAAAGGACUGGGUAUGUUGGCCAGUGUGUACACUGACGAUGAAGAGAGAGGCAUUGCCAUGGGCAUCGCACUGGGAGGACUGGCACUGGGAGUCCUGAGUGAGACACACUGACACACUCAGACUUAUCCCUUGACCAUCAAGGGACUGUUAGGCUUUAGAAAAACACUAAUUUGUUCUUACAAUCAGGGAACUACAGGGCUACGGACAAAUACAUUUAAGAGGGGACUGCUACAAAGAGACACACUCUUCCUUUCCUACAUUUUUAACAGAGGACUGUAGGGGUUCAAAUAAACACACUUCUACUUUUCUUUAUGACAUCAAUGGAUGUUCAUGCUAUAGAAAAAACACCCAUACCUUUUUAUGUGACAAACAGGGGACUGUAUGGCGAUAGACAAACACACUCAUACUUUCCUAUCAACUAACAAGGGACUAUAGGCCUUCAAACAAGUGCACUGACACAUUUACUUUCCUACACAACCAACAAGGGACUAUAUGGAUAUUGACAAACACAGUUAUACUUUCUUAUAUAAAGUAUGUGGACCGUAGGGCUUCUGACAAACACACUUGUUAUUGUUGACAUGUUUGUGUUUGUUGUGUUUCAGUUGGGGCUCCAUUUGGCAGUGUAAUGUACGAAUUUGUCGGGAAGAGUGCCCCCUUUCUGAUCCUGGCCUUCCUGGCUGUGUUUGAUGGAGGUAAAGAGAACUGACUAUACCUGUUAAUUAGGUUCUGAAUUUUAACUUCCUGUCUUUUUCUUGUCUUCUUAUUCAGGCCUUUGUUUGUAUUCUUUUUGAAGAUGGAAAUCAAGUUUGGAAAUAGAAAGUUGGACAUAUUCAUAAAAUGUUUUCUUUGGAGAUAAAUCAAAGGAGAAGUUAGCUUGUUUUGUCAUUUUGUCUUCUUCACAGUCAGACUUAUUUCUGCAGCUAGUGUAGUCUCCCCCUGGUGGCCACUGGGAGAAAAUAUAGGAGAAAGACACUGGCUGUAUUUUUAGAUCCAAGAACAAACUCAUGUGUUAAGUGAAUGACUUCAGCGUCAGAAAUUUAGAGGAUUUUAAUCAUUCCCCUAAUAUUAAAUAAUUGUCACAAAGACUCAUGGGCGUUGAAGUUCUGAGCUUAAACAGAGAGAUUAUUCAUUCAUCCUGACAGAUGACAUUUGUGUAUUGUAGUGUUACAGCUGUUCAUCCUACAGCCUUCGAAGAUCUCUCCUGGGGUAAGUUCUCUCCAAAGGGACUCCUGAUCUGAUCCAAUUCUUCCUGAUCCAGUAUUAUGUGAUGCUCUGGAGUCUGUCAGUCUGGUCUGUUUUGGAUCUGGAUAACCAGCUUUAGUUUCUGUGUUGCAGAGUGUGGAGGGGACGCCAUUACUGACUCUGUUAAAAGAUCCGUACAUCCUCAUCAGUGCAGGUGGGAGGAUACUGAGAUUUCUGCCAUGUUGGAGUUUAACAUUAACUUUAUUUUUAUGCUGAAUGAAAAUUUCUCACUUAUUGAGCCAAAAUACCCACAGAAAAAAACAGUUAUUUCACUCUUGGUCUUGCUUGCUUUUGUAUUUCAUAAAGAGGGAUAAAUAAUGAAAUCAGUUUGUCUUAUAACUAGGGCUGCCACAAAUGAUAAAAUCUGAUUAUCAACAUGACUACGGUUAUUUUAGCGAUUAAUCAGGUUGUAUAUUUUAAAUUUUUGCAUUAGUUUUUUUAAUCUUAAUGGGACCAACCUGGUUGAAUAAAGGUUAAAUAUAUAUAUAUAUAUAUAUAUAUAUAUAUAUAUAUAUAUAUAUAUAUAUACAUUGCAGAUUAUCGCACCUGCAUGCAGCUGCCGUUUUACCACCAUUAAAUAACCUCCAUCUGAAAAUGUUUAAUGUGCUUACCAAAAAAAAAAAAAAGACAAUUAAGUUCAUUUCAACCUUUUAUAAAAGUUUGCUUUAUAAAAUAUUAUUAAAACAAAAUACAAAAUAGAAAAGGGUAUCAAAAAUAAAUAAUUGUAAACACACAAACUUCACUCUGGCAGUGGCAUUUGACAGAGAAAAAUGUAGAACUAUCAACAACAAAAGAAAAAUCAGUCAAAUCAAAUGCUUGAUCAUUUCUUUAAUGGCUUCAUCUUUUACCAUUGACAGGGGUCUCAUGCCCAUCAUCAGCAUGUUUAAGAUGGAUUCAGUGAGGGAAUGGGCUUGGAGAGGUGCAGAUCUUGCAUUUCCUCUCUAUAUUUUUUGUCAAAUGCUCCCUAAAACUGGAGCUAUGCGUCCUGCUCGCUGAGUUGUAGGGACGUCAGACGCCGACUUCUAUGAGCUCUACUGCACUUGUGCGUUCAGGACAAGGCACACACAGUGGAGGCUAUGAGCAGAGGGUACCAAAGUGCAAAAAACAAAGUGGGAAAAAAAAAAAAGAUUAUGUCAAUUACUAAAAUAGUUGUCAACAAUUUUGAUUGCCAAAUUUUAACCGAUUAAUCGAAUAAUCGUGACAGCCCUACUUUUAACCAUCGAAAAACUUCUUACAGGGGCUUUAACUGUGCAUGGAAACUGAUUCUUUACAUGCCCCUGUGCUCUGAUAACCCAGUGCACACAAGAGGAAGGCUCGUUCUUAACACAGCUGUCAAUAAUGUUGUUACUCCCUCUUUCUAGCAUUGACUAACUCAUUAAAAUUUAACUUCUCAGGAAAGUAAGAAUCAACAGAACAGAAAAACUUAUUUGACCUUUAGUUUUGAACUUUUAAACUUUUUAUGGUCUUUACAGCAUAUAGUCAGCAGGGGAGAUCCAUAUGUUUUGGCUUCACUUUAGAGGAGUUACUGCCUUUUCUUUCUUUUAUUUGAGGUUUCAGCGGACUGACACAGUGGUCUUUUCUGUUUAUCUCUCUGCAGGUUCUUUGUGUUUCGCAAACAUGGGCGUUGCCAUCCUGGAGCCGACUCUGCCCAUUUGGAUGAUGCAGACCAUGUGCUCCCCAAAAUGGCAGCUUGGUAUGACUCCACUUCCUCUUUUCACACUUCCUGUCUGCCACGUUUAUUUCUGGUUUCUUCUAUUCAUACUACAGCUUUAACCUGCAUUUAUGGAUACAGUAUAAACUUCAUUUACAAUCAGCAGUUUAUGGCUGUGAUAUGAGCCCAUGCAGUGACUUCCACUUCAGAGUCAUGCUGAUUUAUAAUGCACUAUAAAAUCCUUCAAAAGCCCAUUUUUUUCACUGGUGGAAACAGGCUUUCAUAGUUUUGAGUUUGUGUAGUGUGUACUUUUUCUUCGCAUCACAGACCAUUGUAUUUACCAUACAUGUUCAAUGGUUCAUGUGGAAACACACUCUGAGACGCCAAACCCUGGGACGUGUAUUCAUUCAUUAUAAAACAGCGCAGCACAUCAGUGCUCUCUGCUACUCGGCUCCUGAGUUAGAAGCAUGUAAAAAACACUCGACCCACCCAACCCAGAAAACCCUCAAAACUUUGUGUGUGCGCACAUACAACUCUACCCAGCGUAGCAGUGUCCUCUUUUUGGGGUUUCAGAAUAUGGUCACCCUAAUAUACACUGUGUGUGUGUGUGUGUGUGUGUGUGUGUGUGUGUGUGUGUUUGUUGCAGGUAUGGCCUUCCUCCCUGCCAGUAUCUCCUACCUGAUAGGAACCAACCUGUUUGGUGUUCUUGCCAACAAGAUGGGACGGUCAGUGUUUGUGUGUCUGUGUUUCUUUAGUGCCAAAGAGGAAGAAGUUAAAUCAGCAGAUUAACAGAUUAACUUUGGUUGAAAGUCUGAGUCCUGUUCAGACCUGAUCCUGGAGAGUUCUGGUAAACCUGCAGGUGUGAGACGGACAGGUAGGCACAGACAGAGGGAUGAUGGGCAAUUUUUGUCUUCCUUAGGUGGCUCUGCUCAAUGUUGGGGAUGUUUAUCGUUGGCGUCAGUCUGUUGUGUGUAAGUAUUAUGUCCAUACAUCCAAAUAUUCCUUAAACAAUAUAUCACAAUAUCCCUAUUGUGUAUAGACUAUGAUUUUUUUUUUUAAAACAGAGCAAACUUAUAAAAAUGUUUUCUAUUUGCAGCAAAACACGACCAGGCUUGAACUAUGUAAAGCGCCAAAACCACUUCAGCAGCAGGAAACCUAAUCUCACACGCUUGUAUUCAUGUGUGUGUGUUUCAGGUUCCUUUUGCAACCAGUAUCUACGGUCUUAUUGGACCAAAUGGAGGGCUGGGUUUUGCCAUCGGUGAAUAUCAACACAAUACCUCUCAAAUACCGUAACUGUCUGCAUGUAAACAAAGUUUGGAUCUUAUUAAACAGAUAUAAAAGCACAUCAUCCGAAACUUCCACUGUUUUAAAGACACUUCGACAUUCUCACAUUCCAUAUUUUAUGUCUUAUUUUUAUACUUGAAUCUUGACUUGAGUAUAAUAGUGUUUCCACUGACCAAAUGUCGGCAAUUUUCAUCGUCUCCCAGUGCAAUAAGUAUCCAUCUCCCCCUUUCCUGCUUGUGCCGUCCUCCUCCAGGUAUGGUCGACUCCUCUAUGAUGGCCAUCAUGGGCUACCUGGUUGACAUCCGUCACGCAUCCGUCUAUGGCAGCGUUUACGCCAUCGCUGAUGUGGCGCUGUGUAUGGGGUUUGCCAUCGGUAACACACAAACACACUCACACAGUUACAUUCUGUGUUUGGGUUAGAAAAUCAGCAUCAUGAUGGGGUUAAAUAAGGGGUAGUUUGCACAGACAAGUAGAAGGCUCCACACCACAUCUCUUCCUCUUUCUCCCUCUCUGCAAUUAUCACUUCCCCAGAAGGAGGAUCAGAGGCUGGACGACAUGGCCCUUUGUAUUUACUGCCCUCUUUAAUUCAUUCAUCUUCUUGUUUUUUUUAUUGACCUGAUGCAUGUGUGCUGAACAAAGAACUGCCCUCCAAAACAAACUUUGACUAUUCAGUUUGAGUCCCAGCAUGUUUAUAAUCUAAAAACACAUUUGAAAAAUUCCAUGUUGUUCUAGGACCAUCCACAGGGGGCGCUCUGGUCCAGGCGGUGGGAUUUCCCUGUCUCAUGGUGUUCAUCGGGGUGAUCAACAUUCUUUAUGCUCCACUCUGCUUCCUGUUACGUAACCCAGCUGUGAAAGAGGAGAAAAUGGUAAACAUGAGUCUGAAACUGUGUGUGUGUUAGUAAAAUGACUAAUACUGCAACCAGUCAGUAGAGGGAGCACUAAAAAUUUUGGCUUCUUAGUCAGCAAACACUCACUGCAUCCCUGUUAACAUCAACCAACUCUUCCAGUCUUGAAAAGUGAAACCAAAAUAACCCUGUAGUUUAUAGCAGAACUCCUAAUUAUGGAAAGUUCUGUAACUGUUGAGUUUGUGUUUUCUUCUCUCGCACACUUCCUUGACCUGACACUUUUAAAACUUUUGUAAAAUUUUUCUUUUUAUGUAGUUUCAGUUAAAUGCUUUGGGAGAGAUUAUUAUAGCGAUUUAGAAUAAGUUAUAUCAAAAUAAGGCUACACAGCCAGUCUUUUUGUGGCAAAUAAAAGCAUAAAUGUCAUAAUGAAAUGUCAGAAAGUUGUCGUAAGUUUCAGUGCUUCAGUGGAGAUACCCACUCAAAAUAUAUUGAAGUACAAUAACAGUGACUUGAUACUUUGUACCUUCCUCCUUUGUGCAUCAGUCUAUCGUCCCAGGGUCACAUUUGUUUUUGGAAAUUUUGACAAGCUGUAUAAAAAAAAGAAAACAGAUGAGGUCACAUGGAUUUCUCCCGAACCUUUGAACCUGGACUUUAAGAAACUUUUGAUGGAGCUGGAAUAGUUGCGGGUUUGAUGUUACUGCAUCCUGAAUGGAUCCCUGAAAAUACUCUGUGUCAACAGCGAGAACCCCUGUUCACACAGGCGGCUGUACACUGGUUAUUAAAACCUGUUCACACACACUGAGUGUGUCUGCAAGUCCCGACACAUCAGCAGGAAGUGUGUGUGUGUGUGUGUGUGUGUCUGUGAUGUUGAAGCCAAAGUGUUUGUGUGAAGUCAUUACACAGUGAUUAGACUGAUCACAGAUCAGAGGCUGCUGCUUCAAAGCUGCAGAGGAAACAUUUCCUCCUAAUAAACUCCCAAUUACACACAGAUUACACAGACAUAGAGACUGCUUUAUUGAUCUACUCUGUGCUUGUGUGUGCGUGUGUGUGUGUGUGUGUCUGUCUGUGUGUGUGUGUCUGUGUGUUUGUUUUGCAGGCCAUUAUCGAUCAGGAGUGUGUGAUGCACAGGAAAAGCUAUAACACUCAGAGGGAGAGCCGAGAGUUUCCUCUGAGCGACUACAGUGAAGAAGAGGAGACGGAAGAGUGACACACACACACACACACACACACACACACACACACACACACACACACACACACACACACACACACACACACACACACACACACACUCAAAGCUGAGGAUAUUAUGUUGUGAUGUCUCCAAACAUGCUUCACCCUCAUCAUCAGUCUUCUUGUUACAAUCAGACCAGAGCAGACUCUUUUCAAAAAGGUGGUUUUGCUUUUUCUUAUUUUCUAUACUUUUACAAAAAUUGUAAUGUCAAAAAUAAACAAGGCCAAGGGUUUGAAAUUGUGAGGUAAAUGUGGGAAGAAGAACGAGACUGCAGACUUGUCUGAAAAGUUUGACAAGUCAUGACCUCACUAAUUGGUGAAUCAACAAGCUACAGCAGCACAAACUAUAAGGCAGAUGGAGCAGGAGGAGAAAGGAGAGCAGGGAGAGCAGGGAGAGGAGCAGGAGAGAGAAGAGCAGGGAGAGAAGCAGGAUGAGAGAGGAGGAGCAGAAGGACGCAGACAGAUUAGUCUAACAGGCCAAAGCACAGAAUGAGCAGUAGGAAAGGCUAUAGCAAUCAGAUCGUUCAUUAACACGCCCCUGACUCUCUGGGUAAAGAGAGUGGCCUGGUUCCAAAUCUUUAGAAAAUAAAGGUUAAAUCUUAAAUGUUUUAAAGGACGUCACAUGAAAGCUCGAAAUGACUGUACACAGUAAAAAAGAUUCAAUCCAACAGUUUUGCCCACUUAUUGUGUUAUUCAAAGAAUGACGUCUUAAGAUUUAAAAAGUUGCGUAAAUGCAUGUGAAGCAGGUGCCUGAACACAAGUUAUUAUGUGUAAUAACUGUGAUCUUAAUAUUAAUCAAAAUAAUCAUGAUGAUAAUUUUUAAAACAGUUUAGCAGCAAGUGUUCAAUGACACCUGAAAAUGAGAAAAGUACCUGCUCUUUAACAUCCUCCUUCUUUACCACAUGUCCUUCACCCCUAAAAUAUCCCAGCACUGCUCAUUUGGAAUCCAUUUUUUCUAAAGGGCUGACAUUAAGUAUUUAUAUCUUAUAAAAAAGGUUGUCUAAGGUGAAAAGUACAAAGAAAACUGGUUUCCACCUCUGAUUGUAGACCCCUUUCAUGUAUGGACCCCUUUGAAUAAGAAAGAAAUGUUCUUGUAAAUGUGAGUUUAUUUUUCAAAACGUGUGACUUCACUCCUCUUUGCUUCUCUCUUUUUUCUCUCUUGUUAGCAAGGAAAAUGUUUGAGUCUGUAUCUGACCUCUGACCUUUAUCGCCAUUAAAUCCUGCUGUUCACCUGCGUG